GGAUGCUUUCCUUAACCUUUCCACUCAUUACAUGUGCUUGUGAUGUACCAGUCAACCACUGGGUGUCUCUGGGCCAUGCACAGCUCCAGGCAGCAUCUAGUCCCUGGAAAGCUGGCACUGGUUACAUUUGUUUUGGUUUGUGGCUGCAGUUUUGUUCUUAUUUUGAAGGGCAUCAUGUUCCUUUCUAGGCUGUCCACCCAGAAUGUGUCUUCCCCACCCCUGACCGUGGAGCGGGAUGCACGCUGUGCUAAGGCAGCACCCUGGAUUGCCAGUAGCUCCUGUUCAGAGGCCAGCAAAUUCUCCAGCCUGAUUUUGCUCUAUUGCUGUUUCUGAACACCAUACCUCUUAUUGCACUGGGCUGUGUGGAUGUCUAGAAGAGGAGAAUGUCAGCACAGCAGCUUUGCUACCUUUCCCUUUUCCCCUUAGAUGUGACAAGUUUACUCUUGCAUGCACACCCAAGUAGAUAAAUAAUCUGUCUCUCAAUAGGGCUCUGCUAGCCACAGUAUUUUCUUCAAUUCCAUGGAACGAAUUAGUCUUUCAUUAUGAUGCUGAAAGGUAAAAGACAGGCUAUUCUCUACUUUAAGAAUGCAGGGGUAGAAGGUAAAGCUUUCAUUAAACAUGCCUGGCAGAAUUUAUAUACAUAAGUAUCUGGACUGUAGCUAAUAUCUUUUGAAAGACAAGGGAAGAACACAGCUUUGUAAUAGCCAGCAUUUUGUGUUUGGAUGGUUAAUCAGCAGUACAGAAAAAUAAUUGAAUUAAUUUUCACAGACUUAGUGCAGGAAAAAAAUUCCAAAAUAUUAAUUUUGGAAUAAUUACAGUCUGUUGCUGUAGGGUAGUUCUUCUCUUUUUUCCAUCUUUGAGCCAUCUAGGGUUGACAUCUCUGUCGUUUGCAGGUGAUGGUAUCCAUGUUGCAGCUUUCAUUGCCGAUGAAACAGCUGACCUGUACCUGGAGCUCUUUGCUGCUGACUUGGCUUUGAGUUGGUACCUCUUGGUACCUUUUGAGUUGGUACCUGGUUAUGCUGAAUGGUGCGUUGUCAUUAAAUAGAUAAAUUCACCAGCAGCGGGAGGCGUUGUUUGGUUCCAGCACUUGCUUACGUGCUCUUUGCCUAAACGGUGGGAUAGGUUUUUGCUGCUCUCAGUCUGGGAUUUGAGCCUACUUGAGGUGGGUAUUGGUAAGUUUUGGGGGUGGUCAGGGUGUUACUCAGUCCUUUGCUGCGGGAUGUCUGGCAGAACAAGUGCUGGACCUGGGAUUAACUGAUUUUUUGGAUUUCGAGCAGUCAUUGAAGUAAGAUGAGCAAAGGUGUAUAUGUUGUGUUCAAGACUGAAUAAUAGGACUAUUUUUUUUUCUGAAUUGGUUUGAUGGCAGUACUCAAGUACUGCAGUGGAUAGAAGAAACACACUGCACAUAAGCUGCUGGUAAUAACUUGCUAUAGCAUUCAGAGCAGCAUGCUUUACAGUUGUAUGGGAGCUGAAUGUUCUAACUGUACAGACAUAAAAUAAUUCUGGUUGGCUGCUUGUGUACAGGGCUUAGCCUUGCAGCAGCAUGAACUAGAGCUCUGUCCAUAAAUUAAGCACUUAGUUGCCGAAGAUUCAUUACCACCUUGGUUACAAGCUGCUGUGUAGAGACAGACCUAGUGUUUGGCUUGGAUAAACACCCCAUUUCUGGAUAUGUGAGAGGGAUGGUUCUGUGAUUGCCCAGAUCAUUUGGAUUUAGGAUAGUGGUUCCCAGUCUGUGGCAGAAGACCAGGAGCUGGGAAUCAGGAUAGUGCUGUAGUUUCCAUAGUAUGGAGUCAAAAGAGGAUGUCUGACCAAAUAGGAUGGGUUACCCAGGACUUUUGGAACAGUCAGGGUUGAAAACCAUAAAUCCAGUAUUUGAAUUGCAAUUAAAAAAAAUGUUUAUAAAUCUGCCCCUUGUCUUGCCUUGGAAAUUCUCAAUCCUCAACCACGUGCAGGCACAAAUAUGAGUUACAGAUCUGACACUGGUUUCUGUUUGUUCCUCCUCCAUUUUCAGUCUGUAGAAGUUAUUCACUUCCAUGGAGGCAGAAGCUUGUGUUUUAUUGGCACCAAUCCAUGUGGCUGUGUGCAGCUGUAUUUGGGAGUGAAGGGUCAUGCUGCUGUAUUUUCCUGUUACCAGUGUGUUUCAAAGAAAGGACCAACUUGCUUUUGGAAGGUGCUAUAUAAACUUUUUUGUUUAAGUAGUUGAAAUUGCCAGAUAAUGAGAGAGAAUGUUUGUCAUAAAAACAAAACAUCCCUUGUAUCACUUGCCAGACACAUGGUAACGGAGGAGCUGAAUGGAACAGGUCCACAUGGAUGUAACAUGGAUAAACUGCUGUUGCUGAGGCCGUGAAAAAAGGGGAGCUGGGCAGAACUUUUCAAAGAACAGAAAGUAAAUAUCCUGUAUCAUUUAUGCUUCUGUAAUCUGGAUCUCUAUUCAGCAAAGUACUGACAAAUUCCUGUUCAGCUAAGCGUUCAGAGGUACAUUUCCAAAGGUUUUCAAGUCUAUGAAGGCACUGAGAGCAGCACUUCAAAGGACUUUCAAAGUGUAUUUGUUCUAGAUACCUUGUACCUAAAAGGUCCAUGGAGAAUUUCCUCCUUAGUCCUUGUUAGUCCUUUUCCUUGGCUCUGAGAUCUGUCUUGCAUGGGUCUGCCUUCGCCAAGGCAGAGCAGCAUGUGCCAAAGAAUUUCUCUGAAGUGAGGCCUUUAUGAUAUCACAGAUCAAAAAAAAGGAGCGAUGGGGAGCAGAACCAGCCUGAACAGGGUUGUUAGUAGGCCAAGCACACAGGUAAGACAGGAUGCCGAGCCCAGUGCUCCUGGGGUGGGACUGCCCACAUGGGCAGCAGCUCAGGAGCUUGCACUGGGCUGCUGGGACUGCUUUGCUUCGUGCAGACAUUCUGUGUGAAAUACACUGCAGAGAUCUGAAGGUGUCACAGCCAUUAACUAAGUGGGAACUUGAAUGACAAAACGCUCCCGUUACGCUGCUUAGGCUUGGCAGAAGGAGAGGUGUCGGGGCGCUGCUGCUGCUGCUGUGCGCUUCGGAGCUGUGGGAGUUUGUGACAGAGCGGAGCAGGUGGGAACACUCCAGAUCAUGACUAAGAGACGUCCCGGCUGAUGAAAGAGUGCUGUUUGGUUCCUUUCCCUUCAAUGUUUUCUUCCAAAUAUUAUUUGCCUCCAUUAUGUAUUUUUCUCUCUUAUUUACAGUUACUGAUGGCUUGCAGUUUUGUCAGCCUAUUCUUGCUGCGGGCAUGGAAAGAAGGGAAAUACUCUUUGCUCUGUUGGUUAUCAGAGACCCUGUUUGCUGACUGUUCCUCAAGGCACUGGAUCAGGGUAUUUGGAACAGCUGGCACAAGUAAUUAAGAAUAGAAGCUCCUUCAUUACACCUGCAAUUGGGAUUUCCCACUGCCUCUCAAAGUGGCAUCACUGAAGGGGCCAGCUGUUACUGCUGUGGGAGAUCAAGAGCUCCUUCCAAUUGCAUCUUCUGUCACCUGCAAAACCCCAGUUACAGUCCCCAGUGUGCUGGCUGCAGAGAGGCCACUUUGUCAACUGGGAUCACAUCAAGUGCUCUGAGCUCCCAUUCCUCCAUCAGAACUGAAGAGGUGCAGCAUGGCUCACAACUGCCUGCAGUGUAUCAAGUACCUAAUGUUUGUUUUCAACCUUCUCUUCUGGUUGGGAGGCUGUGGAAUCCUUGGUGUGGGCAUCUGGCUGGCUGUUACCCAAGGGAACUUUGCCACCCUGUCCUCUUCCUUCCCAUCCCUGUCAGCUGCCAACCUGCUGAUCGUCACAGGGACGUUUGUCAUGAUCAUUGGCUUCGUGGGCUGCAUAGGUGCCAUCAAAGAAAACAAGUGCCUCCUGCUGAGUUUUUUUAUCAUGCUGUUAAUUAUAUUUCUGUUGGAGCUCACUGUUGUGAUUCUGUUCUUCGUCUACACCGACAAGAUUGACAAGUAUGCUCAGCGGGAUCUGAAGAAAGGACUUCACUUGUAUGGGACAGAUGGAAAUAUUGGCCUCACUAAUGCAUGGAGCAUCAUUCAAACAGAUUUCAGAUGCUGUGGAGUCUCCAACUACACGGACUGGUUCGAAGUGUACAACACAACCCGGGUGCCAGACUCCUGCUGCUUGGAAUUCAGCGAGAACUGUGGGCUCCAUUCCCCAGGGACCUGGUGGAAAGCGCCUUGCUAUGAAACUGUGAAAGUAUGGCUCCAGGAGAACUUACUGGCAGUGGGAAUCUUUGGAUUGUGCACAGCUAUGGUGCAGAUUCUCGGACUCACCUUUGCAAUGACCAUGUAUUGUCAGGUAGUCAAGGCAGACACCUACUGUGCAUAGAUACCAUUCCCAAUCUUCCUGCUUCUCCUCCAAAGGACACAGGAGAAAUCUCCUUCAUGCUCAUUCAUCUGACCUUUCCCCCCACUUUGUACUAUAAACUGUGUAUAAUGCUAUCUUUCUGAAGAUUUUGUGAAUCACCCCACUUUACUGAAGGAGGAAGAAAAGAAAAAGUCAGUACUUGAACUGGCACAGGUAAAAAGCAGCCUUGUCUUUAAGCAGAGGAAAACCAAAAAAAAGCAAUGGUUCUUUUUCCAUGGCCUGUGGCAAGGCAAGAGAGGCUGCUUACAAGGGACUGACUGCAAAUCCAUGUUAGGAAAAGAUGGCACUGAGGCAACCUCUGCAAAAGCUGCCAGGCUGCCCUCCCGCAUUUCCCAGUCUGGAAGAGAGGACGUAGAAAACAAAUGUUCUUCAGCAAGAAGGUACAGAGUAGCUAGGACUGAAUGCAAUUGUAAUUUUACUACAGUUUGCACACAGCUAAAAUGUCAAGAUCAAGCAGCCCUGCCUCCAAGUGUCUCAAGAUGAUUUUGUAGCCAGGAGAGGAUCAUCUUCAGAAGUGCAUUGUUUUAAAGGAGUAUUUUUAAUCUUACGUGCCGCAGAGUCAGGCUUUUAAUCAAAAUCUGUACAGCGAGAUCCUGGCUGUUAAUGGAAAACAAUAUUGGACAUUGCCUCACUUCCUAAUUGCCAGUGGCAUAUAGAUGGUUGACUGCAUAUGUUAUAUAUAUUACAUUCAUAAACACAUACUUUUCUGAAAGGAGGUGAAAAUACCCAGCAUCUAACCUCAGAAAGAGGAAACCUUUCUAUCCUAUUUUACAUUCCAACUGAAAUAACCAAGUAUUAUUUCUUGUACAAGGCACUAUCACUUAUACCUCUGGGAAACAAGUAAUUACUUUCAGCUGUAUCUUCAUUUCAGUAAACAACUUGUGAGUGGGCUCUCUGUCAGUCUACUAUGGUUUUAUUUAUCAUCCCUGUUUCAAGUAAGUCUGCCAAAAAAUAUCACUCAUUUCCAUGCUUGAAGAUGUGUGCAAAACUGUCAGCUGUUCCUUCCCUGAAUGUCACCAUUUCAUUAAUUUACUUUGGGAUAACAUCAUCUGCAGGUAUGAUAGAGUUUGCCUUGCUGAGGAAAAAUCUUUCACACAUUGCUCAUUUUUCUGAGAGUUAUUAAGACUUCAGAUGCUUUUAUGCUUACCUUUUUUUUUUUUCCUCCCAGCUGCACGCUGACAACAGCCAAGACACAUCAGUCUCUGUUAGAACUGGAGUCACUUCUCAGUGCUCUAUUUCAGAUUCAUGUUCCUUCAUCUAGCUGCUGGCUAGAAUAUAAUCCACACUUUCUAGAAUAUCAUGGAAUCACAGAAAUAUGCAGAAAUCAAAACCAUUACUUUCCUUAACAGGGGAACAGCCACUCAUUGAUAACUGAAGUAAUUGAUGUAGUACCCUCCUAUGCACAUCUUCUGGUGAUGAGGUUAAAAAUCAGAUGUGUCCUAUUGUUCAAACAAAUAAUUCUCUGCCAGCAAACAGCUCCAGGUAGUGCAUGUGUGCCAGGGAGAAGCUGAAGCACCCCAGGGAAAGGACACAGCAGGGAACAGGCAAACAGAGAAAUGCAAAUGGCCUGCUCCCUUCAGCCAACGUUUGAGGAGCUCUCAGCCACUGUCAGAGCAGAGAGCUGACCCUGGAGCUGUGUUUCCCCAGGAAGCUGAGUGCAGCCAUUCCUGCAGACUGGAAGCAUGCAUCGAGCUCCUAGAGAAAGUUACCUUGCUUACAACAGCAGGACUCAGCUCUGAGUGACAUUUUGUGUGCUUUGAUUUAAAGGCAAUUUCCAGCACAAAGCUGGACUUGCCAGCCCACAGCCUAUCGAACCAUCUCCUUUACAUCCAUAACUAAGCCUUUUCUGGACCUGAAUUAUUUGACAGAUUCAAUCUCACUCAUCCGAUUUGGGAGGUUUUUUUGUCUCUGCUGAUUUCCUGUAGUCUUCUCACUCUCAGGUAUGAGCUACUCCAUAUUUCCUGGGAAAUUGCUUAGGACAGUCUGGUGUUUAAAAGAGCAAUUAUUUUCCUAAAUUUUACCCCCAUGGGGCAUUUAGCUGUGCAGGCUAAGGUGAAAGUAAUGUAUUACUUGUGUGCAUUUUAUGUGGCUUCCCAAUCACUAUCACAGCAACCUGCCCACCCCUAAAGGAUUUUACUGUCAUGCAAACAAGCUGAGCAAGUAGCCCACAAGCAGGUGCCCUGUACCCUAAAGCAAGAGGCUCACUCGUGUUGCAGUCACCACAGUCUCCCUGCUCUCUGCUUCUUGAGCCCAGGCUGACCUGCAGACUGUCCUGCUCUGCAAAAGAUGGUGUAAGUUGGUUCCUUCCCUCUCUCUACUCUGUUCUUUUCUUAACCUGCACAGAUACAAUUCCAGGUUAGCUGUACCAUUAGUUUUUGCCUUGGUUUAUAGUUUGUACACAGGGAUGCUUCUGCUGACAACUCUUGAGUUUCCAACACUGAAAAGCAGCAUGACACAGUGAUGAAUACAUUCAUAAAACAUUGAUUUUUUUGAGACAGAUAAAAGGUAGACAAGUCUAUUUGUAGUGAUCCCUGCCAUUAAAAAUUAACACAAAGACAGCAGGCUGAUGAUGGUUUGGUUGAUGGGAGCAAACCAUUGUGCAGAACUCCCACAGAGAGCAACUCUUAUCAAUUUGCUUGAUUGUGGUGUAGGGAAAA
This is a messenger RNA of Motacilla alba alba, 7013 nucleotides long. RefSeq names its product tetraspanin 4 (gene TSPAN4). The coding region runs from base 3601 to 4317 and encodes 238 amino acids. Lineage: Eukaryota; Metazoa; Chordata; Aves; Passeriformes; Motacillidae. Gene Ontology annotation, cellular component: membrane. The record is from RefSeq and is a predicted model, not a curated record. The transcript is spliced from 11 exons.